AGAAUGACAGGUACGCGGAUCAGUCGCGAGCGAAGGGUUUGUUGUAUCGACUGCUCGCUCGCGUCGUCCACCCAUCCGUCUGUCCGGCGCCGAGCCGCAGUGGUGCACUGGGUGCACCGGCCACCUGCCACUUCAACCAGGACGAGCCGGCAGUUCCAUUUGGAGUGACGCCGAAAGGACUUGCGGGGCUUGCAGGGCUUGCGGGGCCGCGGUAGCCGCGGUUCAGCAUAGCGGGCUGCCAAUGCCAUCCGGUGGAUGACGCCCCUGGCACACCCCUUGGCGCGGCGAAUCACCACUGCUACGCCUCGCGGCGGAAUGGCGCCUCGGCGGCGGGGCCCCUGCCGGCCCCUCCUGGUGGUCCAGGCCGUCGUCCUCGUGGUCCACCUCGGAGCCGCAGCGAACCUGACGACGCUUGCGGCGACGCCCGUCCCAACGAAGCCUGCUGCGACGUCCGCGCCGUCCGCGGCGGGUGAGGCGCCGGCCAAGCUGCAGGUGCUGCCCUCGGCGGCGACGUCGCCGACGCCACCCCUCGGGCGGGCAGGGCCGGCCGACCUGCAGCAGCGCCUGCAGCGCCUGCAGGAGCAGAACAGACUGUGCGCGCGGUGCGACUGCUUCGCGCUGCGCAGGGACGGGCGCAACAGCAGUGCCGCGGCGGUGCGGGUGCAGCUCGACGAGAACCUGGACGACGUGGUGGUGACCACCAGCCACCCGCGCGACGCGACGCCGGCGACGCCCCCGCGCCCCGCCGUGCGACCCACAGUGCCGCCGACGAGCCAGGUCCUCGUCAUCAACUGCACGGAGCGCCUGCUGGCCGAGGACCUGCCGCGGUGGUCGUGGCCGGCGCGCCUGUCCGCCGGGGAGGUGGUGGCCGCCGAGACGUGGACCGAGUUCCGCGGCGGCGACCUGAGCGGCGUCAGCCGCCUGCCGCACCUGCCGUUCCGCCUGACGCGCCUGUCCCUGGCCGACAACCGGCUGCGCAGCGUCGCCUCGCGCGCCUUCGCCAAGCUGGAGGCGCUCCGGGACCUGGACCUCAGCCACAACGUCAUCACGGACGUCCCCUUCGACGCUUUCCUGGGCCUCACCGCACUGGAGCGGCUCAACCUGUCCAGGAACAGCCUCACCAGCAGGCCCCUGUCCGCAGACCUCUUCAAGCAGAUGCCCAAGCUGGCCGUGGUCUCUCUCGCCCACAACAGGAUAGCUGGCGAGCUCAACAGCGACACCUUGCCUUGGUCUGGAAGCAUUCGGCAGCUGGACUUGUCCUACAACGAGAUCACCAGCGUGAGCGCGGGCGCCUGGAGAUGGCUGCAGAACGUUAAGGAGCUGGAUUUGUCCCACAACAAGCUGAGCUCGCUGACGCCCGACGCGUUCGCGGGGCUCAGGUCGCUGGAGCGGCUGGACUUGUCCUGGAACGCGCUCUCGUCGCUGCCGCCCGGCGCGCUGUCGGGGCUGGCCGCGCUGCGCACGCUCAGCAUGGCGCACAACGCCCUGCAGGCGCCCCCCGCCGACACGUUCGGCCCAGUGCAGGCGCUCGCCGCGCUCGACCUGUCGCACAACGCCCUCAAUCCGGGGGCGUUCGCCGUGCUGGCCAAGCUGCCCGCCUCGCUGCGGUCGCUGGACCUGUCCCACAACCCGCUGGGCCUCGGCGACGGCGGCCUGGAGGGCCGUGCCGACGGCGGCGCCGCGCUGCCCUCGGCGCUGGAGGACCUGUCCCUGGCCGAGUGCGGCCUGCAGAGCCUCGAGGUGCGCGCCUGGGGCGGCCUGCACCAGCUGCGGCACCUGCAGCUGUCCGGGAACGACAUCUCCGUGCUGAGCGACAUGGCGCACAUGUACGCGCUGGAGCGCCUCAACGUGUCGCGCAACUCGCUCACGUACUUCCCGACCGUGCGGCUGGCGGCGCUGCGCGUGCUCGACGUGUCCCACAACCAGCUGGAGCACGCGCCCGCGCCCGAGGCCCCCGCGCUGUCCGAGCUGCUGCUGGACGACAACCCCAUCGAGCAGCUCCGCCUCGCGGCCGCGCCCUCGCUGGCCGUGCUGUCCGCCAGCCACAUGCCCGUCCUGCGGGCCGUGCCGGCCGGCGCCGUCGUGCGCCUGUCCUCCGCGGACAGGGCCGCCAACGUCACCGCCAACGUCACCGCCACGCCGCCGCCGUGCCUGUCCGUGACCCUGCGCCACAACCCCGCCCUGGUGGACAUCGGCGAGGGCGCCUUCCCCGCCAGCCUCUGCCAGCUGGACUUGAGCCACAACGCGCUGCGCUGGCUGCCGCCCAGGCUGGCCAACUGGACGGCGCUGCGCGUCCUCGACCUGCAGGCCAACCCCUGGGACUGCACCUGCCGCCUGCAGUGGAUGCUGGACGACGUGGUGCGCCAGCUGUACCGCUCCAGCCCCGCGCUGCUCGAGGACUUGAGGUGCGCCAGCCCGAUGCCGGUCAUGGGCAGGCGCCUGGUGCACUGGUUCAACCACACGGGGCGCGCGCUGUGCGACGGCGGCAUCGCGGACAUCCAGUCCGCCGGCGCCGUCACCCUCAAGCUGUCUCCCGCCACCCUCAUCGUCAUCAGCGCGCUCGGCGCGGUGCUGGUCAUGCUCGUCGUCCUGGGGGUCGUCGCCCACCGCAGGGACGCGGCCAAGCGGCGCGCCAGGAACCGGCGCCUCUGAGGCUUCGGAUUUGUUGCUGCCCGAAACAAGAAGGCGUUCUGUCGGCGUUCCGUCUAUGCGCAGCGCCGUGGCCCGGAGCAGCAUUCGCUUGGCGCACAGUGGGCCAGAACACCGGUGGAGGCGGCCAAA
Molecule: messenger RNA, 2781 nt
Organism: Thrips palmi
Lineage: Eukaryota; Metazoa; Arthropoda; Insecta; Thysanoptera; Thripidae
Product: insulin-like growth factor-binding protein complex acid labile subunit
Exons: 8
Coding region: 256-2652 (798 amino acids)
Cellular component (GO): extracellular matrix
Molecular function (GO): protein binding
Source: RefSeq, a predicted model, not a curated record